Molecule: messenger RNA, 2634 nt
Organism: Peniophora sp. CBMAI 1063
Lineage: Eukaryota; Fungi; Basidiomycota; Agaricomycetes; Russulales; Peniophoraceae
Source: the annotation of a GenBank genome assembly
AUGUCUGUGAUUUCUCCGCAAGGGAGCGUCUCGCGUGACCCCUUUGAACUUGAGCGACUGGCCCAAGAACUUGCCGAGCGCGAGCAGCUUUCCCCGAAUCACAGCCAAUCAUUCUCUCUCGACGAGGCCUCACAUGAUCUCCCACUCUACGCGCCGCUGUCACACAAUAAUCCCUACUUCACUGCGGAGACCUUCAAUGUUGAGGAGUUCCUGCUCUCGCGGACGCACACUUCGCUGCCGGACCUGCGCUCGGAGUUGCGAGAUUACCUUGCUACUUUGAAGGAGGAGCUCGUCAAGCUCAUCAACGACGACUAUGAGGCCUUCAUCAGCUUGAGUACGGAUUUGCGAGGGGAGGGUGCGCGGCUGGAGCAUCUCAAGUCACCACUGGGAGACCUCAAGGAGGAGAUCACGGAAUCCAAAAACGAACUUGAGCUGGUUCAGGACAACAUUGAGAGCAGGCUCAAACAACGCGUAUCCCUACGAGAAGAGAAGGCAUACCUACAUCUACUGUUGAAGAUCAGCGAGUCAGUCACCCGGCUUGAAUCCUUACUGCUCAUUGCAUCAACCGACUCUCCUACCUCGCCCCCUCAGAAGACCAUGCCGCUCUCAAAAUCCCUCAGUAACGAAGAGGAUGCUCCAGAGGAUAGAUCGCGCGGAAGCCGAGCGAAACACCUGGCACGCGUUGCAGCCGAGUAUACCCAACUACUAUACCAUGUAGCGAAGGCACAGACCGAUGGGCAGUCUGCAUUCAUAGACGACAUUCAGUGGCGUAUCAACCGAAUACAGUCCACGCUUUCCUCGGAUCUCGACCACCUUUUCGCACAGACACUAUCUUCUUUGACCGACGCGAAUAAGGGCGACCGAUCCAAGCUCAUGAUCGACGUUACGGAAUGCCUACGAACGUACGACAUUAUGGGCCUGUGGAGAGACGCGGAGGAUGUAUUACGGCGUGACGUUGUGCGGGAGUUUGUCAAGAAGACCAUCUUCCCCGGUGCAUUGAACGCGCCUCACUCCCCGCUUCUUCCAACGACCCCCUUCGCGGUUCGCAGCAAACCUCCACUAACGGCUGGCCUACCUCCUCGCACACCCUAUACACCCUUCACCGCCUUUGCCUCCAAAGGCGGCUUCUUCGACUUACCUUCGACAUCUGCGAACCUUCUCGAUGAUUACGACAAUCCUUUGGCGGGCUUGUACAACAGCAUCCUCAAGUUCGUCGAGCGCGAUCUCAAGCAAGUCAUGGAUAUUGCCGAGAAGGUACACGCGAAGUCCACGACCAAAGCGCCGGCCGGCUCGACUGUCGAUCAGCCCACGUUCAACAUCAUGGCGAAUGUAAUCUGGACUGAGGUUGGGAGGGCGAUCCUAGAUGACUUAGGCAGUGUUGUAUUUGCCGCGGGCAAACCGAGUGAAUUCCGCAAGCACCACGAGACGACACAAGCGUUUAUUCGAGCAUUGCAGUACAUGGCGCCUUCUGCGACCGCCGUAGAUGCUAUGGUCAAGCAUCCGGUCUACACGGCUGUUGAACGAAGGUGGCAGUUGCCUGUGUACUUUCAGCUGCGUUGGAAGGAGAUCGUUGCCCCUCUAGAGGAAACAUUGACAGCAAUCAAGCUGGAGCCGAAUCCUGACAAGGGCAUUGCGUUCGCGUCAAGACAAGCAGCCGCUCUCUGGACGGCAGUCGAAUCAUGUUGGAGCGGGGAGAUCUUCAUGCCUCAGCUUGCUCAUCGCUUCUGGAAGUUGACCUUGCAAGCACUGAGUCGAUACCGGACAUGGCUCGAGCGCAACGUAUCCGCCCUUGAUACCACGUCCAAACCUUUACGUUCAGCUCUCGAAGAGAAGUCCGGUGGUCCGAACUCGCCGCGACCGGGAACGCCCAGUCAAAACACCGAAGUGUCAGCAGUGGAGACCGCCGCGGAAGACGCGAACCUGCGACAGAUGGCGCUCGCCAUGGUGGACAUCAAAGCGCUGGACGAGCGCACGUGGCAGUUCUGGCGGGAUGCCAUCUGUAUCAUGUUGCCCGAACCUGAGGAAGACGAGGCUCCACUGGCUGCUGAGGAUGCUUUGAGGGCUACGUUAUCCACUCUGACGGACCUACAACCGAUCAUGUCGGCUCAGAUCGUGGCUAUCCUCAGUAGACGCGCGUGCGAUGCACUCGCGCCAGUGCGGACCAUACCCGCACAGUUGCGCGGGAUGUCGAGCAAGAAGAUACCUGCGACACCUAGCUACUUUGUCGACGCUCUUCUUCGACCGGUCAGGUUGUUCUUCGGUAUCGAGACGGCGGAGGGGCCAGGGGCCGCUCUCAAGGAGAGCUCACUGAGGCCUUACGCGGAAGAGGUCUUCGAAAACGUCGUUCAGAGGUUCAUUUCCCAUCUCGCAGCCCUCAAAAAGAACGAGGAUGCUCUGCGCCGCCUCAAGAAGGGCAAGAAACCGAUGUUUGCGCUCUUUGGCGGUGGAGGUCCUAGUCGCGAGGACGAGAACCGUGACGAGCAGCGUAUCCGCGCUCAGAUGAUAUUGGACGUCGAAGCGUUUGGGAAGGACGCGGAGAAGCUUGGGGUAGACGUGAAGGCUUCGGCCAGCUUCAAGGCCCUCGAUGAGCUUGUCCAUGCAAGCUUCACGGACGAAGCUGCCUCCGGUGCAUGA